This is a messenger RNA of Cokeromyces recurvatus, 3066 nucleotides long. RefSeq lists its product as uncharacterized. The transcript is spliced from 13 exons. NCBI's taxonomy places the organism in Eukaryota, Fungi, Mucoromycota, Mucoromycetes, Mucorales, Mucoraceae. Gene Ontology annotation, molecular function: GPI anchor phospholipase D activity. Gene Ontology annotation, cellular component: extracellular region; extracellular matrix. Bases 223 to 2862 code for a protein of 879 amino acids. The record is from RefSeq and is a predicted model, not a curated record.
AAAAUAAAAUAAAUAAAUAAAUAAUGUAUGCAUCAUGUAAUGGUGGCUGCUGCUGGCAUUAAAAAAAUAUGCUUAAUACUAAUAUGAAAUCUUACUUGCCAGUAGUAAAGCAUCUAUACAUCAUCAUAUCCACUAAUAUUUAAUUUAUCAAUUACAAGACUAAAAAAAAAAAAAUGUAUAUUUUAUUUUUCGUUUCCUCCUUUCUAAAACAAAGUUUGCUUAAUGUACUUCUUUAAGCAAUGUCUCAUUUCAGUUUUAAUUUGCUUACAUUCUCCCUUGUUGAAUGCUUGUGGAAUUGCUGUUCACAAUGAAAUUACUUACCGUUCUAUAGAAAAUUUUAUUCCUGAAAAUGAUAUACAACAAUCUUAUAAGAAUGAUAUACUUGACUCAGUGGGUUUUGUUCAAGCUGGCUCAUUCUUUCCUGACUGGGGAUAUCAAUGUUUGGGUAAUAAUCAGCAAUCAGAAGAUGCGCACUGGCCAACUUUCAUAAAAGUAGCUGUCAAUUAUGUUCGAGAAGUUUAUCCUAUAAACCAAUUUCAUUCAAAUAAACAUGUUAAAGGACUAAUAUCAUUCAUCUUUGCCAUCAUGUCGCAUGAUAUGGCGGAUAUAAAAUGGCAUAGCUUAGGAGGUUUAUCUGAUUAUUUUAUUGUUGCUAUGGCAAAUUCCGAUUUCCAUAGUAAUGAUGAAGAAGCCCAUUUAGCAGCAGACGCAGGAGGAGAAUUCACAUUACGACAUUCAAGCGAGUUAUCCUAUCUUAAUGAGACCUGGCAAGUGCCUAUCAAAGAUAUAAUUGAGAUUUAUAAAAGACUUUAUAUAAAUACUACUACAGUAAAGGUACCUUUAGAAUCGCAUCUUCGUUAUUGUAUGGCAACUGCCUUUGCCGCUUCAAAAAUCGAUGUUGAAUUUGGACAGCUGAUGUUUGGUUAUUAUGGAUCUAGAAGUCCAUUUUUAAUUGAAGAAUUUUAUGAUUAUUACAGGGGAGGUAUUGAAGAUAUAUCAGGAAGUGUAACUGAUUGUUAUCCGCAAAUGAUUGAUGCCUUUGAGAAUGGAGCAAUCCACAGCGAUCCAGAUAUUUUAUGUGCUAAUUAUUUUUCAACUAUGGGCAGUAGUCAUCAUAAUAAAAAAAGAAAAAAGAAGAGACAAAUCACAUGCCCACUAAUUCAAUCCCAGUGCAAAUCCUCAUCAUUAUUACACAAUAAAAUGUAUGAAAGUUAUGAUUCUGUAUCAGGUGUCUUAACUAUUACAUUAGAUAAACGAUAUACCAAAAAUCAAUAUACCACCAAGAAGAUAACUGAUAAAGAAUCAUUAUUACCUAUAGUAGAAGAAACAACGGUGAUUGAUAAGCAGCGAUAUGGAAUUAGAAACAAGAACGAUCAAUACCAAUUCCAAGUCCCACUAGGUCCAAAAAAAAUGAAUAAUAAUAAUAAUUCAAUGAAUGAAAAUAUAAAGUAUAGUGCCACUAAUACAAUAAAUAACGAGAUUAACCAGCAGCAAUGUCUAUCACUCGACAAUAAUUUGAUUUCAGGUAUUACUUUAACUUUAUCCACGUCCUUUGCUAGAUUAGGCCAUCAGGUCAUUAUAGGAGACUUUAAUGGUAAUGGACAACUUGAUAUGGCUAUUUCAGCACCUUAUUAUUAUAAUCACAACCGUCAUAUUCAAACAGGUGCAGUAUUUAUUUUACAAACAGUUUCUGAAAUCCUUCUAAAUGAGAACCAAUAUCAAAAGCCUUAUGAUAUACGAAAUUUUACACAAAACCAAUUACUUGAAGGAGAUGUAAACCAUGGACGAUUUGGCUGGUCUAUGUUAUCGAUUGAUAUGAAUCAAGAUGGUAUUGACGACUUGGUAGUUUCAACCCCUUUCCUUGAAGGAGGAGGAAGUGGGUGGGUUGAUGUUUAUUUUGGUCGAGUUUUGGUCGGACUUUCUUCUUCCUCACAACCAGACAUUCGAAUUUUUUUGUCCCAAGAAUCAUUACUAGGAACGGUUUUAGUGGGGAUUGAUGUGAAUCAGGACGGUUUCAAAGACCUGAUUAUAGGCUGUCCAUUAUGUUCUAUUGACAAUCAAUCACAAACGGGAAGAGUUUACAUUAUUAAAAGUUCAUCAAGUUUAGCUCGUUAUCCUGCAACUAUAACGCAAGCUGACUGGAUUAUUGAUAAUCCUAAUAUACAAGAGGAUGUAUCAAGAUCUGCGUAUGACCAUUUUGGUGAAUCAAUCCUACUAGUCAAAGAUACUCUAUUAAUUGGAGCUCCAGGUUAUUGUAUUAAUAUGAAACAAAAAGUAGGUCGAGUUUAUGCUUUUGAUAUAAAAACAAAAAAGUUGAAAUGGAUCAUGUCUGGUUCCAAAGAAUUUCAACAAUAUGGGAAAAGGCUUGCUACAGACAAUAAAGGUAGUUUAUUAGCUAUAUCAAGUCCAUCAGAAGAAACAUCUAUUGGAUUAAGAAAGUUCUGGCAAGGAGGAACUGUAAGAAUUUAUGAUUGGGAUAAAAUACAAUCUAAUAAGGGUACAGCUUUAAUACCACGAUUUGAAAUGGAAAAUGGUAUGAUAAGUAUUAUUAAAGGCCGUACAAAUGCAGGUCAUUUAGGACAAUCUAUUUUAUUUGUAAAUGAUGAUAACAAUCAUAAUAUAUCGAGUAUAUGGAUAGGCGAACCCUUAUCUGAACAAGAAAAGGGACGUAUUUAUCAUUGGUCUUUUAAUAAUAGAAAUAGCCAAGUUAGAUGUAUUAGAAAUAAUCAGUUAAUCUUAGCACGGUUUGGGUCACAAAUCGGGCAAUUAGGUACAAAUGCUAUUUGUAUCACUUCACAACAUUAUGGUCAAAAUGCAUUGUAUUCUGGAGCUGUCACUUUAUUGAAAGGGAAAAUCAUAUAAUAUUUUAAAUAGCAGGAGGAGAAGAAGUCUAUUUACUACAAAGUAUAAAAAAGAAAGAAAAAAGUAACUUUGAACUUACUUAAGUGAGACAUUUUUCAUACUUUUGUUCCCGAUUGUCUUGGAAAAAAUUUUUUUUUUCUUUUUUAAAACGCCAAUAUUUGCCCUGGACUAACUGCAUGACUGUAUUGAACCACUGAAAAAAAA